CGUCUAGGCAAUGCCUUGACCCAAACAGAAACAUGUUGAGGUACAAAAGGAUUACUGACAGUCAAUGACGCGGAAAAAGUCAUAUAAAAAGGGCAUAUAAGAUCACUGCUCUAUAAAACAUCUACUCACUACCCAUCCAUCCUUGCGGCGAUCCCUCCCAACACCGAACAACCGCACACAAUGAAGGCCUCUCAGGUCCUCUUUCUUUCCAUGCUAUGCGCAAGUGCGCAUAGCUACAUGGCCCCGAAAGCUGUGGGCUCCAUGCCACGCAACCUCGGCACGCCCGAAUCCCUAAGCAGUUCGUACACGUGCGAAAAUGGUGCCAAACCUUCCUUGGAAUGCGUUGAUUCAACUGCAAAGCCAAGCUGCGAUUGCACCUGUACCAAUGGUAUCCGCUUCAACCGGACAUUAUCCACUGAUGCGCCGGGAAGUGCGUCGUGCGCUACGUGCGAGGCAGAGAAGGAGCAGUGUCUUGUGCAGUUGGCUAUCAACGCCGGUCUCGCAACAGCGCGUGAGCAGCAGUUGAAAACAGACUUUGAAAAUGCAUCCGCACGCGAGGCACAGCUGAAGACGGAUCUCGACAACGCAGCCGCGCGUGAACAGCAGCUGAAGACGGACUUCGACACUGCAUUCGCACGUGAGCAAUCAUUGAAGACCGAUCUCGAAAAUGCACUCUCGCGUGAGCAACAACUAACCACCUCUCUCGAAACCGAAAAACAAACCUGCCAAACCAAAGAGCAAACCCACCUUGCCAAACAACACGACCUCGAAGACCAACUAAAGCCCUACAAGUCCACCAGCUUCAAAAUCCAAAAAUGCUACGUAACCACCGCCAAGCACGCCCUCACCGACUUCUACAUCAAAGACUUGGAAAUGACGGCCUACAAGUGCAAGCACAUUUGCCGCGGCUCAAAGUUCUUUGGCCUUUCUGAUGGCCAUAGUUGCUACUGCGGUAAUGCACUCAAUACAGAUUUAACGGAGACUGAUGUCGCUAUGUGCAAGGUUAAAUGUGGCGGCGACAUUUAUGCUUGUGGAGGUGUUGGUACGACGAGGGUAUUUACUUAUGAGUAUUAGAGAAG
Messenger RNA from Bipolaris sorokiniana ND90Pr, 1079 nucleotides. RefSeq lists its product as uncharacterized. The coding region runs from base 181 to 1074 and encodes 297 amino acids. NCBI's taxonomy places the organism in Eukaryota, Fungi, Ascomycota, Dothideomycetes, Pleosporales, Pleosporaceae. The record is from RefSeq and is a predicted model, not a curated record. The transcript is spliced from 2 exons.